GUCUUUUAAGCAAAACCUCAUCCACAGCUCCCACCCCAUCAUUCUCUCUCUCUCCCUCCCUGUUUCUGCUUAAUCUCUUUCCAUUUUCCCUCCAUCUUCAGUUGCUUACCAGGAACUUCUAUCUCGGGAGUUUCGGUUCUUCUCUAAGCUCCUUCAAUUUUGAAGGAACUAUCAAAUGGGCUCAUUCCAGAAACCCAUGGCAAUGAGAAGCUCAGCAUUGCUGGAAACUUCGUGUGGAUAUUUGCUUCAAGAACUGCAGAUGAUCUGGGAUGAAGUUGGAGAAGAUCAAUUUGAAAGGGAAAAGGUCCUACUAGAUCUUGAACAAGAGUGCCUCGAAGUUUAUAGAAGAAAAGUUGACACUGCAAAUACUUCAAGAGCUCGCCUCCAUCAAGAGUUGGCUGAUUCUGAAGCUGAAUUCACCCAUCUUCUGUUGUCCCUCGGUGAACGAUCCCUCCCUGGACGGCCAGGAAAAAUGGCCGGAACACUUAAGGAACAGUUAGAUUCAAUCACCCCAGCUCUACGGGAGAUGCGGCUGAGGAAAGAAGAGAGAAUGAACCAGUUUCGAGCUGUGCAAGGGCAGAUUCAGAAGAUUUCUGCAGAAAUAGUAGGUCAAUCAGAGUACAAUGAUUCAUCAUCAAAUGUCAUAGUGAAUGAGAAUGAUCUCUCACUUAAGAAACUCGAGGAGUACCAAAUUGAGCUACAAAGACUCCAUAAUGAGAAGAGUGACAGACUCCAGAGAGUAGAAAAGUAUAUAACUGCAGUCCACAAUCUAUCUGCGACACUCGGGAUGGAUUCCUCCAUGAUCAUUACAAAGGUUCACCCAAGCUUGAAUGAGUUGUGUGGGAUAUCGAAAAACAUAAGCGACAGUAUUUUGGCUAAACUCAACAGCACUGUGGAGUCUCUUGAAGAAGAAAAGCAAAAGCGUCUUGAGAAGCUUCACCAUCUUGGAAAAGCACUGACAAACUUGUGGAACCUCAUGGAUACCCCCUACGAGGACCGUCAAUUGUUUUCGCAUAUUACUGAUCUAUUAUCAGCUUCAUCAGCAGAGGUAUCUACUCCUGGAAGUCUUACCCUCAGCAUUAUACAACAGGUUGAUACUGAAGUCAAGAGAAUGGAUCAGUUAAAAGCAAGCAAGAUGAAAGAGCUUUUCCUAAAGAAACAGAUAGAGCUUGAAGAGAUAUGCAACAGAUCACACAUGGAGAUCCCUUCACGAUCAGAGAUGGAUAAUAUAAUAAACCUUAUAAAUUCUGGGGAGAUUGACCAUGCCGAUCUCCUCACAAGCAUGGACGAACAGAUAUCAAGGGCAAAAGAAGAAGCUUAUAGUAGAAAGGCUAUCAUGGAGAAGGUAGACAAAUGGAUGUUAGCACGUGACGAAGAGCGAUGGCUGGAAGAAUAUAGCAUGGAUGACAAUAGAUAUUCAGUCAGCAGAGGAGCUCACAGGAAUUUGAGACGUGCAGAACGUGCCCGAAUAACAGUAAACAAAAUCCCAGCUUUGGUGGAUUUGCUGAUAACAAAGACAAAGAGCUGGGAAGAAGAACGAAAUAAAGUUUUCUUGUACGAUGAGGUACCUCUCUUGGCAAUGCUGGAGGAGUAUAUAUUGUGCAGGCAAGAAAGAGAAGAGGAGAAGCAAAGGCAAAGGCCAUUCCCCCAGGAAAAGAAGAAGGUGCAAGGUCAAGUAGCUGAGCAAGAAAAUUUGUUCGGGUCCAGGCCAAGCACCAGCACUCGGCGACUUUCAAACCAGAGCAUAAAUGGAGGCAUUAGCACUGCAAGCCCCUUAAAUAGAAGGCUUUCUCUGAGCAUCCAGCAGCUAGGGUCAAACAGCAUCAACUCAGCAACUCUAGGCAUGUCUUUCAUGAAGGAAGGAAAGAAGACACGUGGACAAAAAUUGCUUGCUCGGCCUGGCCUUGCUUCUCAUCUUAGGGAUGAAACAGCUUCAGUGGUCUCAACAUUUUCAGGUCCUUUAUCUCCAUGAAUUUUAAGUCAGACAUCAAUUUUCAACCGUGAUGCAACAUCAUCAAUAGAUGAUAUUAGAGAAAGCUUCCCAUCUAUGUUAAUAUAAUAGAUUGUCGAGAAAAAAUAAAUUCAGCUUGUUAUGUAACUUGAUGAAAAUACUUGUGUAAUUAUGUCUUGUCGUUUUUCCAAUGGCUCCAUCUUCUAAGAGGGUUUUGAUUUGCUAGUGCAAAAUAAAUAUAUAUUUCAAAGAUUUUUUA
Molecule: messenger RNA, 2210 nt
Organism: Malania oleifera
Lineage: Eukaryota; Viridiplantae; Streptophyta; Magnoliopsida; Santalales; Ximeniaceae
Product: 65-kDa microtubule-associated protein 8
Exons: 11
Coding region: 176-1972 (598 amino acids)
Biological process (GO): microtubule cytoskeleton organization
Cellular component (GO): spindle; cytoplasm
Molecular function (GO): microtubule binding
Source: RefSeq, a predicted model, not a curated record